Endocarpon pusillum Z07020 is the source of this 2484-nucleotide messenger RNA. RefSeq lists its product as uncharacterized. Gene Ontology annotation, molecular function: ATP hydrolysis activity; ATP binding. The record is from RefSeq and is a predicted model, not a curated record. NCBI's taxonomy places the organism in Eukaryota, Fungi, Ascomycota, Eurotiomycetes, Verrucariales, Verrucariaceae. The coding region runs from base 1 to 2484 and encodes 827 amino acids. The transcript is spliced from 3 exons.
AUGCGCAACAAGCCUGGUUCGUCUAUGCAGAAGACGUACGAUGAAUGCUAUCUGAUAUGUUCGACUGCCGUUUAUUUCGAGGGACAGAAUAACGAAGCUGAAGCAUUGCGGUCAUGGCGCUCAGCCCUCGACCAGAUAUACUAUCAUAACGCCUAUAAACUGCCAACAAAUUAUGUUCCCAGAUCUGAGACGGAAAAGGCUCUGCAAGAUUCCUUGAAACAAUUAGAGAUCCAAUGCAAGGAGCGAGUAGAUCUCCUGGAAGCGUUGAAGCGAAGUCGAAAAGAGCAAGCAAGGGCGGAAAAAGAAGCAGCCAAAGAGGCUCGAAAGUUAGAAAAAGGAAAAGAGACAGUGACGAACAAGACUCCUACUCCAGGAUGGAUCGGCGAAGGCAGUAUACCACCUGUCCAGUAUCCAGAUCUAUCGAGGCCACCUGCCCUUCCUCCAAGACCAUCAUUCUUCACCAGACAGAGUUCAGAAAGCAUGGCUUCACGUUCGCCAAAUCCGCCGCCACUAUACUCCUCUCCACUACCCACCCCGCCUACAUUGCCAGUACCUGUAAAGAAGACGUCUCGGAGUCCAAGUCCCGAUCACAAGCAUAAGAAAACUAUGUUGACAACUUUGCGAUCAGGCGAUAGAAAAUCGUCCAAGCCGCGAACAACAAGAGUUGGAUCACAGGGACCAGCGCCGUUGAAAGCGGCUGGGUUGGCAUGGGAUACAACUUCGCGGAUGUCUGGUGCCCAGAUAGCUCAGGCUUUGCAAAAACAGAAUCCGCAUGACCAUACCAUACAAUCAAGGGUGGAAGCUACAGCUUCUAGGAGAAGCCUAGACCAGUUAGGGAUCACUUCCAGUGAGGACGAGCUGAAGCGAAACAACGCUGCCCAAGCUUCGGAUCCUGGAGACCAUAUACCAACGGCCAGUUGGAGAGAUAUGCACCAGGGUGCCACAACACCGCUCCAGGAGCAGCCUGAGAACGUCAAUGUUGCUCCAGAAAGAGAAUCACGAACAACCAAUCAUGAAGUCGAAUCAGCACCGCUCAAUCCUCCAUAUGACGUUCCUAUACAGUCCACAGAGUCGAGAUUGUCGCCCAGAAUUCCUACGAAACUUACCAAGCCACCUGAGAUAUCGUAUAGGAAGGAGUUCCCUAUAUCCACUCUGAAGUCGCCCCCGCCGUCGACUGCAAAUAGCAUGGCUUCUAGUGCUCAACAGAGGUCUCCAGAUAAAGCAGAAGCACCACCACCACCACCCGUGUCGCGCAAACCGCUCCCCAACUCGUCAACCCCAAGAUCUGGCAGAAAUCGAACCAUGACUGAAACUUCUUCUGGAAGUGGGGAGGAGGCGGCCUCGCAUCAUCAACGACGACCCAUCAAUAUAGCCAAAAUGCGUCGUACUCGUCAUGCAGACCACAGAGAAAGCCCCAACCAGUCACCAACCCCUCCGUCAUCGUCCGAAGCUACUGAAGACCACGAGCAAGAAGAAAGCCCCGAGGACAUCGCGUUUGAACGUCGCAAGACAGCUGUUCUUGCUAAUCUGCCCAAAAAUGUUGACCUCGUCACCGCGACACAAAUCCUGAACGAAGUCAUAGUUCAUGGCGAUGAGGUACACUGGUCCGAUGUAGCAGGCCUCGAUGCCGCGAAGAAGGCACUCAAAGAAGCGGUUGUUUACCCUUUCCUCCGUCCCGAUCUUUUCAUGGGAUUACGUGAACCGGCUAGAGGAAUGCUGUUAUUCGGUCCACCAGGAACGGGAAAGACAAUGUUAGCAAGAGCAGUGGCGACGGAGUCUAAGUCCACAUUUUUCGCCAUCAGCGCAUCAAGCCUGACAAGUAAAUGGCAUGGAGAGAGUGAGAAAUUGGUGCGAGCGCUGUUUGCCAUUGCGCGAAGGAUGGCUCCCAGCAUUAUCUUCGUUGACGAGAUCGAUUCACUGCUUGGAACCAGGGGAGGCGGUGGAGGUAGCGAGCAUGAGGCCAGUAGGAGAAGUAAAACCGAGUUUUUGAUCCAGUGGAGUGACCUUCAAAAGGCUGCUGCUGGAAAGGAGAAAGCAAUGAGCGGUAAAGGUGGAGAUGGUGACCCGACCAGGGUCCUUGUGCUCGCAGCUACGAACAUGCCCUGGGAUAUUGAUGAGGCUGCUCGGAGACGCUUUGUCAGAAGACAGUAUAUCCCGCUUCCGGAAGCGGAGACGAGGAGGAUUCAGAUCGGGACAUUGCUGGGUCAUCAGAAGCAUGAGCUGAGUGAGGCGGAUAUUGAGGUGUUGACGCAGGUUACUGAAGGUUUCUCCGGCUCCGAUAUCACGGCCUUAGCCAAAGAUGCGGCGAUGGGACCCCUGCGGAAGCUCGGCGAGGCCUUGCUCUAUACUCCGAUGGAUCAGAUCAGACCGAUCCGAUUCGAGGACUUUGAAGCCAGUCUGGAGAAUAUCAGGCCCAGUGUGAGUAAGGCCGGCUUGAAGGCAUAUGAAGAUUGGGCUAGAGAGUUUGGCGAGAGAGGCGGAUGA